Molecule: messenger RNA, 854 nt
Organism: Antrostomus carolinensis (chuck-will's-widow)
Lineage: Eukaryota; Metazoa; Chordata; Aves; Caprimulgiformes; Caprimulgidae
Product: leupaxin-like
Exons: 7
Biological process (GO): actin cytoskeleton organization; muscle structure development
Cellular component (GO): stress fiber; filamentous actin; adherens junction
Molecular function (GO): actin binding; muscle alpha-actinin binding
Source: RefSeq, a predicted model, not a curated record
AUGCUUUGCUGGCAGAACUGGAGCAGAGCUCCCGCCCGGCCUCCAAGGACCACGCACUGCAGGCACCAAGCUCCUGCAAAAAGGAUCUGGGCACAGCUGGGCUCCCAGCCCCCCAUGGCCGUGAGCCACUUGCCUCAGCGGCCCUGAAGGUGCAGCUACCGCCUCGGGCUCAGCCUCCAGGAGGGGCUCUGAAGACAGUGUACAGCAGCCCCACACCGGUCCCACAGCUGCAGCUCCCGUUGCCACCACCCACAGCAGAUGCCCAGCAGCUGGAUGAUCUCCUGGCUGACCUGGGCCACAGGCAGAGCAAGCUAGUGGCUGCGGGACAGGGAGCCAGGGUGCCAGGGGAGCCCUCGCCCUCGCUGGACAACAUGCUGGGCAGCCUCACCCGGGACCUGCAGGAGCUGGGCAUCACAGCCACUCCCGCUGGCAUCUGCGCUGCCUGCUGCAAGCCUAUUGCCGGCAAGGUGUUCACAGCCCUGGGCAAAACCUGGCACCCCGAGCACUUCACCUGCACCCAGUGUGGGCAGGAGCUGGGUGGCCAGCCCUUCUUUGAGCGGGGUGGGCAAGCAUACUGUGAGGAAGACUACCACCAGGCCUUCUCCCCCCGCUGUGCCUACUGUGCUGGCCCCAUCUGCGAGAAAGUCCUCACGGCCUUGGACCAGACCUGGCACCCCGAGCACUUCUUCUGUGCGUACUGUGGGAAGGUGUUUGGAGAUGACGCCUCAGGGCGCAAGUACCACCCUGAGCACUUCAUCUGCGCCUAUUGCCUGGGCCAGCUGCAGAAAGGCACCUUCCGCGAGUGCGGCGACAAGAUGUACUGCCAGCCCUGCCACGACAAGCUCUUCCUCUGA